AUGGGCUCAGUGUGUUCGGGUAUUUGCAAACCGCGUUCUGGUGGUAAGAACCUCCAAUGCAACGUAUUUUCCAAUACAGAACUUAACAAUUUACACAAUCAUAACUCCAAAAGAUCAUCUAAAUCUACGCUCAUUUCACCCGCUAAAUCAUAUAGUAAAGAUAGUGACAUAAGCACAAGUAGUUCUGUAGUUUUUCGGCUUGAAAAAAACAAAUUUCUUCCAUCAGUUUCCAAUAAAAAGUCUAUUGUCGAUGGAUGGAUUUCCCAGCGCAAUUCAAUAGAUUCAGAUGCGGAACCUUUCCUAAUACUAGACACUAGGGUGGCCUUGCUGCUGAUUAAUUACCUGAUGGGACAAGAUGUGUUGAAUUUGAGGCAGAUUUGCCGCGUAUGGAGGGAUAUAAUAGAUUACACAUUGGAUAUACAUUUGGAACAUAUAAUCGCUCAAUUCAAGUGUCACUACAAAGGGUUAUUAGAACCAGUGUCAAAAUUCAUAAAGGCUUCACCGAUUUACAAUAGGCCGAAUGAACCAAGGAUUGACCUUAUAAUUACGGCCAAAGUAAUUGGAGGAGUGGGCAUGAUUAAUAAUAUCGGAUAUAAAUUUAAGUACAAAGGCAAAACCCAGUGCUACGGAGAGCAAUUUCAUUUUCAAUCCCUAAGGCAGGGGUCAAACAGGAUGCUAUUUUUUGAACGCGAUGAAUCGCAUGUUUAUACGGAUGAUAUUAAGAUGCCUGUCAUAGCCGGAGUACAUCAAUUUUGUGUGGGCGAUUUUCUCCAAAUACCAAUUAAUCUCCACAACGCCUACAGUACAGUAGAUAUGCCUAGUAUUGAAGUUAUGCCAUGCAGGCAAUCAGUCUGCUCUGUACGGCAAAUGGAGACUUGCCACAUCGAUUCCAUGUAUGACGAAAACUGGGAGCAAAUAACUCAAACUAGCGAUAAGCCUCAAAAGUUAAUUGAUAUAAUGAAUAAGAUCAAUAGUUUGCUCAAGGAUAAUAAUAAACUGAUGAUUUUGUCGGCUGAUCACGCCGGAUAUGAUGUGGCCACUAUUAGACUUAGAUUGAUAGCUGUUGAAUCGGGUAAAAUUUGCGAAGAAUUGGGGAGAUAUGUAGCGCAGGGGAUAGAAGUAUUUCCUGCAAAGGCUCCAAUUACUGGCAUACUAACAAGGAAAGGAUUGACUCAAGAUUUGUACACUACUACUCAACUAAGAAUGGGCGAUAUAAUUAACUUUUAUCUUCAAACAGUGGGAGCAGGGCCCGAAGAUCCCACUUGUGCUGAACCUUCAUAA
This is a messenger RNA of Babesia microti strain RI, 1281 nucleotides long. Its product is annotated as conserved Plasmodium protein, unknown function. The coding region runs from base 1 to 1281 and encodes 426 amino acids. Lineage: Eukaryota; Apicomplexa; Aconoidasida; Piroplasmida; Babesiidae. The record is from RefSeq and is a predicted model, not a curated record. The transcript has 4 exons.